Capronia coronata CBS 617.96 is the source of this 624-nucleotide messenger RNA. RefSeq lists its product as uncharacterized. The record is from RefSeq and is a predicted model, not a curated record. Lineage: Eukaryota; Fungi; Ascomycota; Eurotiomycetes; Chaetothyriales; Herpotrichiellaceae. The transcript is spliced from 2 exons. The coding region runs from base 1 to 624 and encodes 207 amino acids.
AUGCAUUUCUUCAGUCUCGCUCUUCUUUUUGCUGGGGCCAGUGCGGCAGCCAUCAAGGGCCGCGCUGAAGAUGGUCAGCUCGACUACCUCACCGUCCGUCAAGUCACCUCUGAUACGACGUUGACUGCCACUGUCACAAACUCGGACGGUUCAACAGGCACCAUCACGGCAACCUUCACCAACACUGUCCCUGCCUCAACCGUUACCUCUACCGCCCUUUCCACCCAGACCGUCAGUGACAUCAGCACCACGACCGAAUCGGUAACCAGUAUCCAGACUGUCUCUGACGGGACCACCGAGACCAUUACAUCCACUGAAACACAGACCCUGAUCGGCGAUCCAGGUCAAAUAGUCACCAGCACUGAGACUGAGACCAUCACGGACGGCAGCACUCAGACGGUCACUAGCAGUGGGACCGAGACCGCCACCAGCACCGAGACCGCCACCGACACAGAGACCGUCACCCUCACCGAGACCCUGACCAGCACCGAGACCAUGACCAGUGGCUCUACAUACACCACCACCCGAACCUCCACGGAAACCACAACUCAGACAGUGCGACGCCCACGACCAACCUUUGGAGCUGGACCACCAUUCCGCCGCCCCUAUCGGGUUGCUAAGUAG